GCGUCAGGAGAGUUUGCGUCGCUCGGUAAGAUCAGUUCAGGAGUUGAAACGAGUUGACAGGAACCUCAUUAUUUAACGCUUACAGGACUUGAAAGGAGAAUAUAUUUCACACCAUGAGGGAUUUAAGGAGUUUUCUCCCUGCUCUUCUGCUUGUCCUCGGUUUGGCAACAGCUUUUGCGCAGUCUGGACAACAAACGUGUGAGUCGAAGAAUGGGACAAGCUGUAAUGAAUGUCUGUCAAAUGUGACGUGUCUGUGGUGCAUCAAAACCAAAUCCUGUAUCACGUACCCGGUGAGGACCAUCCUUCCACCUCAUGCUGUUUGUCCACUCAGUGAGGCUCGCUGGGGCCUCUGUUGGAUGAACUUCCAGACGCUGAUAAUCACCUUGGCCGUGUUAGGUGGAGUUCUCAUCAUUGCAUUCCUGGUCUGUCUGUUCUGCUGCUGCAAGUGUGAGAACAUUGGAUCUAAAAGGUCUGAGGCCAAGAUGCAGAGACAAGCCAACAAAAUGAAAACCAAGCAAGAGGAACGGCGGGCAGAGAUGAAACAGAGGCAUGAGGAAAUCAGGAAAAAAUAUGGUCUAAGUGGCCCCAAUCCAUACUCCAAAUUUGCAUGAGAAAAUCAGUGAAUUAAGAUGUUUUCAAUGUGAAGCUUUAGUUUUUGCAUAAAACUCUGACAUCUCAUCAUGAUUGUCUUAGACAUGACCUGAGAGUUAAUGUAAUUUAUUAGUAAGACAUGAAGUCGAAGUGAUUACAGGUGAAGCGGUUUUGGCACAGGUAACUCUGACUUCAUCUUAUUCAAGAGAUUUUAUGUGAUGAUCAAACAGGCAGUAAACAAAGGCUGGAAUAAAGCUAUGUAGCAGCAGAGAUUUAAAGACUAAUGUAGCCUUAAAAACAACAUAGUGUUAGCCUACUCUAUUUAUUAGAUAGACAUUCAUUCAUUUUCCACCAGUGCUCGAUCCUUUUUAGGGUCAUGGGUUAUACACUGUGAAAAAAAUACGGGUUAAUUCUUUAUUUUUUCCCCAUUAACAGCCUUUUGCUUGAGUAAAUGUGCUGCUGCUUUGCUCCACUAAGAUGCUACUCAUUUGAAGAAAUUAAUUAUUAUAUUACAUAUAUAUAUUAUUCCUAAAAACAUUAUGAAACAUACUUGUUGGAGGUCCUUCCUAUGACUUUCAUGCUAUAAGUCUCCCUGCCAUUAGUGGCUCUUAUUUGUUCUUUUUUAUGUUGUUUUUCAGAAAAAAAUACAUAAAUGGUUUAAAAAACAUAUUCAUAAUGAAAUUCUCACCUUUACGCUACAUAAUUUUGCAAAUUUUAAGCCUAAUUUAAAUCUGUCAUUGAUUUUAAGUUCGCUUAACACUGUAAUUGUCUGUAAAUACUGUAAAAACAUAGAUCUAAUAAAAGGUGUUCUGACUGAUUCUGUCAGCAGCUCCUGA
Messenger RNA from Sphaeramia orbicularis (orbiculate cardinalfish), 1427 nucleotides. Its product is annotated as pituitary tumor-transforming gene 1 protein-interacting protein-like. Bases 114 to 611 code for a protein of 165 amino acids. Gene Ontology annotation, cellular component: cytoplasm; nucleus. Gene Ontology annotation, biological process: protein import into nucleus. Lineage: Eukaryota; Metazoa; Chordata; Actinopteri; Kurtiformes; Apogonidae. The record is from RefSeq and is a predicted model, not a curated record. The transcript is spliced from 7 exons.